GUGACAUUUUCGACUGAGCAUAUUCUUAAUUCCGAAAACCAUAAACCCUGUCACCACUCACCGCAAGGCCUCGAGUCUCUCUCUCGAAGGUCACUUCUUCUUUCCUUUUCGUUUUUCAUGCGAGUCACCAGAUCUGUUCUUCUCGGCCUGACAGUAGCGUUGAGUUUCAAUCUUUCGUAAAAUGGCGAUCAAAGCAGCUGCAAUAUGCUUUGCGAUUUUAAUCUAUUCAAUUUCAGUGGCUUCCGCCGAUUCAAUCCACGGUUGUGGCGGAUUCGUCGAGACAAGUUCGUCUCUGAUCAAGUCCAGGAAGUCGAAUGACAAAAAGUUGGAUUAUUCUCAUAUCACGGUCGAGCUUCGAACAGUGGAUGGAUUAGUGAAGGACAGAACUCAAUGUUCUCCUAACGGCUACUACUUCAUUCCGGUGUAUGACAAGGGUUCCUUUGUAAUUACGAUAAAUGGACCAGAAGGGUGGUCUUGGGACCCAGAUAAGGUUCCUGUUCUUGUCGAUGACACAGGCUGCAAUGGGAAUGAAGACAUAAAUUUUCGUUUCACAGGGUUUACAUUAUCGGGUAGAGUUACAGGGGCUGUUGGUGGAGAGAGCUGUUCAAAUUUGAAUGGUGGUCCUGCAAAUGUUAAUGUUGAGCUUUUGUCUCCUAGUGAUGAUGUUGUAUCCUCGGCAUUAACUUCGUAUGAAGGGAAUUACGUCUUCUCAAAUAUUAUUCCAGGGAGAUAUAACUUACGUGCUUCACACCCCGACUUAAAAGUGGAAGCUAGAGGUUCCACAGAGGUGGAAUUGGGCUUUGGAAACAGUAUUGUCAAUGAUAUCUUUUAUGUCCCGGGUUAUGAUGUUCGUGGUUUUGUUGUUGCUCAGGGAAACCCAAUAUUGGGAGUUCAUUUUUAUUUAUUCUCAGACGAUGUCAUAGAGGUUGAUUGUCCACAAGGUCCUGGUAAUGCUCCUGGACAAAGAAAAGCUCUAUGUCAUGCUGUAUCUGAUGCUGAUGGGAUGUUUAUAUUCCAAGCAAUACCUUGCGGUCGUUAUGAGGUUUUGCCAUACUACAAGGGUGAAAAUACUAUUUUUGAUGUUUCACCUAGCAUCAUCGCCGUGAAUGUUGAGCAUCAACAUAUCACAAUUUCUCAAAAAUUUCAGGUUACUGGAUUUUCUGUUGGGGGACGUGUUGUUGAUGCAAAUGAUGCAGGAGUUGAAGGUGUUAAAAUUAUAGUAGAUGGUCAUGAAAGAGCUGUCACUGACAAGCAAGGGUUUUACAAGCUUGACCAGGUAACUUCUAAUCAUUAUACAAUUGAAGCUAGAAAGGAGCACUUCAAAUUCAACAAAUUGGAGAACUAUUUGGUACUGCCAAACAUGAUUUCUGUCGCUGAUAUUAAAGCAACUUUUUAUGAGGUCUGUGGCUUUGUUCAGACUAUUGGUGAUGGUUACAAGACCAAGGUAGCGUUGACUCAUGGACCAGAAAAUGUUAAGCCUCAAGUCAAACGAACAGAUGAAAAUGGCAAUUUCUGUUUCGAGGUCCCACCUGGUGAAUAUCGCCUAUCUGCGAUGGCACUUUCUCCCGAAAGUGCUCCUGGACUACUGUUCUCGCCAUCUCAUGUUGAUGUUACAGUCAAAAGCCCCUUACUAAAUGUUGCUUUUUCACAGGCACUAGUCAAUAUACUCGGUUCUGUAACAUGCAAAGAGAGAUGUGGUGCAUCAGUAUCUAUUACCCUUCAGAGAUUGGCCAGUAAUCUCGUUAGUGAGAAGAAGACUAUCAGUUUGACAGAGGAGAGUACUGAGUUUCUAUUUCAUGAUGUCAUCCCUGGAAAAUACAGGAUUGAGGCUUCGCACUCAUCCCUUCAAGGCAUGGUUGGUAAAGAUGAUUGGUGCUGGGAGAGCAACUCAAUUGAAGUGGAUGUUGGCAUUGAGGAUAUACAUGGAAUUGAAUUUAUUCAAAAAGGUUACUGGGUUAAUGUUAUAUCUACUCAUGAUGUGGAUGCUUAUAUUUCUCAAAUGGAUGGGCCGCCUGUGAACUUGAAAAUCAAGAAAGGUUCUCAGUACAUAUGCGCGGAGUCUCCUGGAGUGCAUGAAGUUCAGUUUUCCAACUCUUGUAUCUCUUUUGGGAGUUCAUCAACUAAAAUAGAUACAUCAAACCUAGAGCCCAUCUAUUUGAGAGGAGAAAAAUAUCUACUAAAGGGGAAAAUUAAUGUUGACCCAGUCUCACUUGGUGUAUAUGAAUUACCUGAGAGUAUUCUGUUAAACAUUGUGGGUGCUGGAGGCAGUGUGAUUGAUAAUACUGAAGCCAAACUUACCUCCAAUGCCAAGGAUCAAUUAAGUUCUGCCUUGUACGAGUACUCUGUCUGGGCUAGCUCUGGAGAGGAACUCACCUUUGUUCCUGUGGAUACCAGGAAUCAGGAGAGGAAGAUCUUGUUUUAUCCCAGAGAGCAUCAUGCCUUGGUGAAAAAUGAUGGGUGUCAAGAUUCUAUCCCUACAUUUUCUGGUCGGCUGGGUUUAUACAUUGAAGGAUCAGUUUCUCCCCCUCUUUCUGGCGUUCAUAUCAGGAUUAUUGCUGCUGGAGAUAGUUCCAUUGCUUCCCUCAAGAAUGGGGAGUUGGUACUUGAAACUACCACUGAAAGUGAUGGCUCAUUUGUCGGGGGACCUCUAUGUGACGACAUAACUUACAGAGCUGAGGCUAUGAAGCCCGGUUUUCACCUGGAACACGUUGGACCUUAUUCAUUUUCAUCUCAGAAGCUUGGUCAAAUUUCUGUGAAAAUAUAUUCUAAAGAUCAUAGUGAAGAACCUAUUCCUUCAGUACUAUUAUCUCUGAGUGGUGACAAUGGUUAUAGAAAUAAUUCAGUGUCUGGUGCGGGUGGAGUAUUCCUUUUCAAUGACCUUUUCCCUGGAACUUUCUAUUUACGUCCGCUACUGAAGGAGUAUGCUUUCUCACCUUCAGCUCAGACAAUUGAACUUGAUUCUGGGGAAUCCAGAGAAGUUAGUUUCCAGGCUACCCGUGUGGCUUACAGUGCUACAGGCGUGGUAACUCUAUUAUCUGGCCAACCAAAAGAAGGUGUUUCAGUUGAAGCCAGAUCAGAAUCAAAGGGGUAUUAUGAGGAAACGAAGACAGAUGCAUCUGGAAGUUAUCGUUUGAGGGGACUGCUCCCUGAGACAACUUACACAAUAAGAGUAGCACAAAGAGAGGAUCAGGGUACUGCCAGAAUUGAGCGUGCAUCUCCUGGAGCAAUUACUGUCCAGGUUGGAUCAGGGGAUAUUAAGGGAUUGGAUUUUCUGGUCUUUGAACGCCCUGAAUUGACCAUUUUGAGUGGCCAUGUUGAAGGAAAGAAAAUCGAGGGACUAAAGUCGGGUUUGCAAGUGGAAAUCAAGUCAACGAGUGAGAUAUCUAAAGUCGAGUCUGUAUUUCCCCUGCCACUUUCGAACUUUUUCCAGGUAAAGGGCUUACCCAAGGGUAAGUACCUUGUGCAGCUACGAUCAAGUGAGCCGUUAAGCAACAUCAAAUUUGAGUCUAGCAUAAUUGAGGCUGAUUUGGAGGAGAAUAAUCAAAUUAACGUGGGCCCACUAAAAUACAAAUUUGAAGAAUAUUUCUUGAAACAGGACCUUACUGCAGCACCGGUACUCCCUCUCGUUAUCGGAAUAUUCGUGAUUAUUCUUUUUGUCAGCCUUCCAAGAUUUAAAGAUUUCUACCAAGCCACGGUGGGCACGUCGACAUCUGGGUUCACUGCAACUACGAAGAAAGAAGCACGGAGACCAGUUUUGAGGAAAAAGACGUACUGAGAACCGUUUUUCAGUGUCUAGAAUGCAAGAAACUUCCAUUUGGUCAAAUUUGUGAUCAGCUCAAUUUGCAACCUCACGCAGCUGAGGAAAAUUUCACGGUAGGCAUAGAAUCUUUAUUAUUUAAACUUAGAGGUCAAUGUUUGUUAUAAAAUUUUGACGUGUAGAUCAAUGACUGGUCAAGAUGGGAGUCCAAGGGUACACAAUUUUGAUCUCUAGGCUUCAAGCAACGUUUAUUUGCUUCCAUGCUUAUGUUAAUAUCAUUCUUCUAGGAAUUCCUCAGGUUCUAGUUAACUGAUUUCCUUAUUUGGAACAGAAUUAGAGAUGGAAAGGACUCGGUUCAUUUUCAUUAUGGAACAAUCAAUGUGCUGCAAUUUUAGUCA
Momordica charantia (bitter melon) is the source of this 4155-nucleotide messenger RNA. RefSeq names its product Carbohydrate-binding-like fold. Gene Ontology annotation, molecular function: carbohydrate binding. Lineage: Eukaryota; Viridiplantae; Streptophyta; Magnoliopsida; Cucurbitales; Cucurbitaceae. The record is from RefSeq and is a predicted model, not a curated record. Gene Ontology annotation, cellular component: endoplasmic reticulum membrane.